AUGUUUCCUGAACUGGGAAUCGAGUAUUACAGGCUAAACAUCGAUCUUCCCUAUUCUGAACAGAAACCAGUGGAUGCUAUUCUCCAUAAACUCUCAGAUCAGGUGGGAGUUCCAAGCGAAGAAAAUGAUCGGAUGAUUGCUUGGUUCCGAGAGACCCAGAAGCUACACCCGAACCUGAUGUUUAUUGACAACUGUGAGAAGCUGGAUAUCUUUGUUCGUCGCUCCUACUCCUACGAAGUAGCUACCCAAGCCAUCCAGAAUGGACAUCUAAGUGAUGUUCUCUCCGUUCCCAAAUACGCCGUACUCCCAAGGGGUGAAAACAUUCGAGAGUUCCUAGAACGUGAAAGUUCGCCUUCUUGCUCCCUUCCACUCAUAGAGAUUGCUCUGCCUAUUCUAGUCAAGCCGGAAUGGCAAAACGGAGAUUCGACUCAUGUGAUUGAAGUGAUCAUCUCUCCCAGCUCUCUCCCCGUGUCCUAUGACAUCGACAUGGUGAUUCAAGAGUAUAAAGACCACAACGGCGUGAUUUACAAAGCCUACGCGAUCGCCGACAAGGCGUUUUUAGAGAUUCGAUACUCCCUCCCGAACAAUCCGAUCGACAAGUAUACGAUCGACCGCUUGAAGAAGUGCCCAUUGUCGUUUUCGAAAUCUGCGGAGGUCGAAACGAAAAACAACGAGAUCAUCCACGGAAAGCCUGUAGAGACGGAGAGUCUGACGCUCGAGCUGGUCACGAAGUAUGUGACGGAGAUUGAGAAGAUUCUACAGAUGGACUUGAUCGGUGUGGAUUUCAUUGUGGAUUCCGCGGAUCCUGGACGCGUCUUCUGUAUUGACGUGAAUUUAUUCCCUUCUUUUACCGGGUUUCCCGAUGUUUCUCGAGUGUUUGGGGAGUUUAUUCUUCGAAAGUGUGCAAAGUGUUUUGUUUGUUGCAGAGACUAUCUUUGGAUGGAGAGGCAGGCUGUCAAUUGCAUACCAAUUGUUGGGAAACACAAUUAG
Molecule: messenger RNA, 990 nt
Organism: Blastocystis hominis
Lineage: Eukaryota; Bigyra; Opalinata; Blastocystidae
Exons: 3
Coding region: 1-990 (329 amino acids)
Biological process (GO): inositol trisphosphate metabolic process
Cellular component (GO): cytoplasm
Molecular function (GO): magnesium ion binding; inositol-1,3,4-trisphosphate 6-kinase activity; inositol-1,3,4-trisphosphate 5-kinase activity
Source: RefSeq, a predicted model, not a curated record